AUGGCGAUUUCGUUUGCGGCGAGAAUCACUCCUCCUUUGCAGAUUCCGCACGUCAGAUCGCACAAUGCCGCGUCGCGCUCACCGAGAUCCUUGAGCCCAGCGCUCUACACUUCCCGUUCCAGCGGACAUGUUUCGGUGCCUCUUUACAGCCCUCAUUCUGUAUGCGUUCCGACCGGAACGCCAACGUUGCUUGCUGGUCGGAGACAACCAGGCGAUGUACACAAAGUGCCUUCGUUGACAUCCUUGAGCGGCAUGUCGAAAAUGAGGCGUAUGCCUAUCCGGAUGGAUUCCACAGCGAGUACUGCCAGCACGGAAGCUUCCCCGUACGGCCGCGCGCUGAGCAGGGACUCCUACACGGAGCGCUUGGACGAGGAGCUGCGCAUUCUUUGCGAGAGCAUUGACCAGGACAAGGAUGGCCGCAUCUCCAAGUGGGAGCUCUUCCGCGCUGUUCAGAAGAGCCAGGAGAUUGCGCGGACGUUGCUGCCGGGUCGAGAUCCCAGCAUCGUCAUGAAAUGCCCCGACACGUUUGACGAGGUCGAUCGCCUCUAUCACAAAAUCUCCGGUGGCCAAGAAAGGAUCUCCUAUGCCACCUUUGCGCUGUACUGGCAACAAGCACAGGCACCUAAGGACAACGGCCCUCGUGACCUUCAAGACGUCUUCAAUAUGAUCGAUGCAGGCAGACCCUACCGGCCAAACGAACAGUGA
Messenger RNA from Symbiodinium necroappetens, 705 nucleotides. NCBI's taxonomy places the organism in Eukaryota, Dinophyceae, Suessiales, Symbiodiniaceae. The record is from the annotation of a GenBank genome assembly.